This is a messenger RNA of Eufriesea mexicana, 3541 nucleotides long. It is a transcript of the gene wts, whose product is annotated as serine/threonine-protein kinase warts. Gene Ontology annotation, biological process: peptidyl-serine phosphorylation; positive regulation of apoptotic process; hippo signaling. The record is from RefSeq and is a predicted model, not a curated record. Gene Ontology annotation, molecular function: protein serine/threonine kinase activity; protein binding; ATP binding. The coding region runs from base 2 to 3391 and encodes 1129 amino acids. Lineage: Eukaryota; Metazoa; Arthropoda; Insecta; Hymenoptera; Apidae. The transcript has 4 exons.
UAUGAAUCCACCCACGGUUAGUAAAUCGAGCACUCGUGGCUCUGGAUAUCAUCAAAAGGCUUUAGCUGAAAUUCGCAAUUCUUUACUACCGUUUGCAAAUAUUGGAGGAACAGGAGAAGUAGGUUCCAGUGCUGCUAGUACUAUAUCUACUUUAUCUACGACCAGUGGUAUUAGUUCUGCUUCAGGACUUAGUGGUCUUUCUGCAGCUUCGAGUUCUACCAUUGACAAAUCUGACCAACGACAAUUGUUAGCUCAGUUAUUAGCAAUGGGAUAUUCAGAGGAAAUUGCACUGCGUGCAUUGAAGUUAGCUGGUUGGCGUCUAGAUGCAGCUAUAGAGUUUCUAAAACAGGCACAGGGAGAAUCUUUGAAUGGUCUUGGUAAACUUAACAGCAAGUUAAUAAGAAAACCUAGUUUGGAAAGAGAGUUGAGUUUACAACGUGGUAGCCCUGCACUAGACAGUGGUGCAGGAAGCUCACGAUCUGAUAGUCCACGAUUAACGGAACUUAGUCCACAUCCGCAGUUGAGUCGACAAUAUUCUCCGAGCAAUUUCGUAGAACGAGAACCACCUCCUCCUCCACCUCCUAGAUGUAGUUCUACACCACCGCCACCUCCACCGCCUCACACCCCAUAUAAUCAGCCAAAUGUACCUACUAACAUGCAGCAAAUGCUUAAACGGAUGUCUCCUGCUCCAGUCGUUCCAACGCGGCCACCUCCUACCACACCUGGUAAUACUGGCCCGAUUUCUACAGCAGUCAAUCUACCGCAAAGAGGUACAAGUCCGGUAGCGAGUUCCAAUAAUAAUUCAAAUUGUCGUCAACCUAUGAUUGUUCAAAAUGGUCCGCAAGUUCAGCAGCAACUUUCUCAACAAAUGCAAGCUCUCAGUAUUUAUCAAACGGGCAACAAUACUAAUACUCAAGUUGAACCACCGCCUCCAUAUCCCAUAGUCUCUUCUUCGUCGGCUGGUCCGGUACAACCACCGUCAUACAGUGCCUCUAUACAAAAUAGACAAAGUCCUACACAACAAGAUUAUCGUAAAAGUCCCUCUUCUGGAAUCUAUUCUGGUCCAACAUCAGCUGGUUCUCCAAGUCCAAUAACUGUUACCGCUAUAUCCCCAAAUACACAAGCAUCCAUGGCUAGACCUACACCGUUACAAGCUUGGGGUGCGCGACAGGCAAAGACACAACCACCCAUUAUCAUGCAAUCUGUUAAAAGUACUCAAGUACAAAAACCCGUAUUGCAAACUGCUGUCGCACCAACUUCUCCACAACCGAUUUCCACUUCUAGUAACACACCUCCACCUCCACCAUCUUACGCAUCAUCUAUCCAACAAAAGCAGCAGCAACAACAACAACAGCAACAACCGCAGCAACAGCAACAGCCACAGCAGCAACAAUCAACGCAGCCACCACCACCUGCUUAUCCACCAGUAAAUAACGUGGGCACAACAUCAACAAACAAUAUAAACGUGGGUGUUUCAGUAGGAGUACCUACUACAGAACCGCCUAGUUAUGCAACAACAAUGCAAGCAUUAGCUGCACAACGAGGCAUGCACCAUCCAGUUCCUCCACCCCCAUAUGGAACAACUACAAAUGAGGAUUCUAACUGCAUGUCAACGAUGGAUAAUAAUACAACUCUUAGAUCAUCUCCGGUUGCUCUACAUUCUCCAUUGCAGAGAAAAUAUUCACCGGUAGACGGGUGUCAACAUUCUACGGAAGCACCGCCUUUACCUCCGGUAACGUCUACAUCUAUGUCUUUGAGGACUAAUAACAAUAUUGGGAACAGUGGUAAUAACAGCAACAGCAGUAAUGGUGGCAACAACAAUAAUAACAAUAAUAAUAAUAAUCAUUCACCAGAUAGUAAUGGAGCAAAAAGUGCUGGUUCAUCACCUUCAUCUUACAAGAUCAAGCAUCAGUCUCCGAUACCCGAGCGGAAGCAUAUGAGUAAAGAGAAAGAGGAAGAACGUAGAGAUUGCAAAGUCCGUAAUUAUUCUCCCCAGGCAUUUAAAUUUUUUAUGGAACAACAUGUUGAAAAUGUAUUAAAAUCUCAUAAACAAAGAUUAUACCGUCGACUUCAAUUAGAAACAGAAAUGGCUAAGAUUGGUCUUAGCGCAGAAGCUCAAUGUCAAAUGCGGAAAAUGUUGUCACAAAAAGAAUCGAAUUACAUUAGAUUGAAGCGUGCAAAAAUGGAUAAAUCCAUGUUUACGAAAAUUAAACCGAUCGGAGUUGGCGCAUUUGGAGAAGUGACGCUUGUCAGGAAACUGGAUACAAAUCAGUUUUAUGCUAUGAAGACUUUAAGGAAGGCAGAUGUCUUAAAUCGUAAUCAAGUUGCUCAUGUUAAAGCUGAAAGAGAUAUAUUGGCAGAGGCUGAUAAUGAAUGGGUUGUGAAACUUUAUUAUUCCUUUCAAGAUAAGGACAAUUUAUAUUUUGUAAUGGAUUAUAUACCUGGUGGUGACUUGAUGUCACUGUUAAUCAAGUUUGGCAUUUUCAAGGAACCUUUGGCAAGAUUCUAUAUUGCUGAAUUAACGUGCGCGGUAGAAAGUGUUCAUAAAAUGGGUUUCAUACAUAGAGACAUUAAACCAGACAAUAUUUUAAUUGAUCGAGAUGGACAUAUAAAAUUAACAGAUUUUGGCCUAUGUACAGGAUUUCGUUGGACUCAUAACUCUAAGUAUUAUCAACAAAAUGGACAUGGAAAACAAGAUUCAAUGGAUCCUGCUGACGAUUGGAACAAUGAAUGUCGUUGUAUCCAACUAAAACCAUUGGAGCGUAGAAGACACAGAGAGCAUCAAAGAUGCUUAGCGCAUUCCUUGGUUGGAACACCAAAUUAUAUCGCGCCAGAGGUAUUACAAAGGACAGGAUACACACAAUUGUGCGAUUGGUGGAGUGUUGGUGUAAUUUUGUAUGAAAUGUUAGUUGGUUCUCCUCCUUUUCUUGCUAACACUCCAGCUGAGACACAAUAUAAGGUAAUUAAUUGGGAAACAACUCUACACAUCCCGAAACAAGCUAAUUUAUCUGCAGAAGGUAUGGAUUUAAUAUUAAAGUUAUGCGUUGGUGCAGAUCGUCGGUUAGGUAAGAACGCAGAUGAAGUAAAAAGUCAUCCAUUUUUUGCAAGUAUUGAUUUUGAGAAGGGAUUGCGUCGACAAGUAGCUCCACACAUACCUCGGAUACAAUAUCCUACGGAUACGAGUAAUUUUGAUCCUGUGGAUCCUGAUAAAUUACGGAAUUCGGAAUCCUCUGAUUCCAACAAAUCUGACGAAUUAUUAGAUAAUGGGAAACCAUUUCAUGGUUUCUUUGAAUUCACUUUUAGGCGUUUCUUUGAUGAUGGUGGUGGUCCUGCGUAUCCUAGUCGAAUAAGUUUGGAUGAUAAUGAUAAUCAAGGUCCAGUUUACGUAUGACAAUAAUUUUAGAACUUUUUGUAUUCACCAAGUCAAUAAUGACGUAAUUUUUCGUACAUUUUAUUGAAAGAAAUCUGUGUUUGUAAAUAUUAUUUGAAAGAGUUUCUUCUGGAUCGAUGAGUAGAUAGGGUAAUGUCAAUCAUAAAAAUG